Messenger RNA from Westerdykella ornata, 3177 nucleotides. RefSeq lists its product as uncharacterized. Gene Ontology annotation, cellular component: nucleolus. Gene Ontology annotation, molecular function: transcription factor binding; rDNA binding. Bases 1 to 3177 code for a protein of 1058 amino acids. The record is from RefSeq and is a predicted model, not a curated record. The transcript has 4 exons. NCBI's taxonomy places the organism in Eukaryota, Fungi, Ascomycota, Dothideomycetes, Pleosporales, Sporormiaceae. Gene Ontology annotation, biological process: regulation of DNA-templated transcription.
AUGGGUGCCAAUUCCCUCAAACGGCGCCGCUCCCAGGCCCCAACCAAAGAACCCGAGAACUCCGGCGGAGCAGGAACAGAAGCAUCUGGCAAACCCGCCAAGCGCGCCCGUUCCAGCGCCGACUUCCAGCUCCUCAAACUCUACAGCGACCUGGCUGCGGAAUCGGACGAGACGCGUCUCGUCGCCGCCAAGCAAAUCGUUGUGCACUUUUCGCCCGAGAAUCAGCCGUCGAAGGAGUCGGUGGAGAAGGCGCUGGAUAAGUUGAUCCGGGGGCUCUGUAGUAGUAGGAAAGCGGCACGGUAUGGGUUUUUUGUGACGUUGACGGAGUUGCUGGGGAUGUGGUUUCGAGGGCAGGGGAACGGGUUGGAGGUGGGUGUUGAGGGGUUGAUUGGGUGGGUGGUCGAGAAGACGAAGGUGGAGGGGAAUGUUUUGGGUCAGGAUCGAAGGGACCACUCUAUCGGGAGGUUGUUUGGGUUCAAGGCGAUUAUGCAGUCGAAGAUCUUGAUCGAGCCUGAACUGCACUUGGAUGCCUGGAAGAAGGUGCUCGACCACAUCUACACAAUGGCUCGGGAUAUCCCCUGGCUGCGUGAAGAAUGCGGGCUGGUGGUUGUGGAUGCCGUCAAGAGUUUAGGUUCUCAAGCUUCGUUCAGGGAUUGUGCGCGCGAAGGGAUCGAGCGACUCAUUUCCUUCAAUCUAGCGAAGACUCCUGAAGGAGUUGCUAUAUGGCUCACGGUGAAGGCCCAGUUCGAGGAUGUCCUACCAGAGAAUGUCUGGAAUGAUAAGGAUCCCUUAUCGAAAUCGGAACGGACCCAGUUGGCCAGAAUUCUCAAGGAGGACUUCCGCAGCGCCACGGAGAACGGGAAGAACGGAAAUAUCAAAUCCGGUUCCGCGAAUCCCAACCCGAUAUUUGCUUGGGACCUGGUUCUGAGUGAGACGCUCAGAAGAGACCUUGCAAAGAGCCAGUCUAAACAUGGUGCUAAGUCGGAGUUCCCCCAGUUCUGGCUAGACACUGUCGAUAACAACCUCUUCUCGUCGACUGCUUCGCAUGUGCGAAAGUCCUGGGGCUUCAAACUGUUCGCCACUUUGAUAAAGGCCAUUGCGGAAGAUCAAAUCCCCGCACUCUUUAGCCCCAACCUGAUGCGAAGUCUCAUUAACCAGAGCAAGAAGGAAGACAGGCUAUUGCAUGCCGCCGCAUUAUCCGCCCACAAAGCAAUGGUAGCCAGAGUACAGCAAACGCCGACCUCUGCUUUGCCGAUCGUGGUGGCAUUGACCGGGAAGAGCGGCGCAGUCGACAUUGACAGAACAACGAAGACCAAGACACUGCAGACCGUCAUAUUGUCUGCAGACGAUGACACACUACGGAAGAUUGUCCGACAUUUGCGAACCUUGAUUCUGCGGCCGGAUACCCAGGAGCAAGCAAUUGCCGACUCGCGCCGUCAAUGCAUCGCAGACAUACUACUGACCAUUGUGAGGGAAUAUCCACGGUAUGGGCCUGACUUCGUAAGCGGAGAGGAGCAUGACAAUUGGCUUCGCAAUAUCCUAGAGGUUCUUGUGGAGCAUGCAUACUUCAUUCCCCGCUCGGAUGCAAAGACCAGCAAGGUGCCUCUACCCGCCGUCAGUGAGUCCACGAGGAAGGUAUUUCAAGAGCGGGUGUCUUCUUGUCUGACGAGACUGUUGGGACUGGAGUCGGAAUCCCGUGCCUCCUUUGCCUUGAUGACCGUGGGCAUGAUCCGCGAAAAGGCCUCGUCGUCAAAGGCGCUCGAGCUUGUGUUCAAGGCCGACAAGCCUAUAUUGAAGAAUAUAGACAAGGCUUUCAAGACAGUGGAUACGCUCAGGGCAAAGGGUUCGAUUUCAGGACGCAAGGCCGCGGCUGAAGGUCUUAUUCUCCUCUACUCCCUUGCUCUCCUCCAGGUCUACGAAGGAAAUGGCGAUGCAGUGUUACUGCUAGACGACCUUGAUUCGUCAUACAAAGCUUUGUCGAAGAAAAAAGACGAAUCGUCUUCCAAGCCAGAGGGACAGGACCCCUUUGUGGAGAUUUUAUUGACCUUCCUCGGAAACCCACGCACGCUGUUCAAGAAGAUUGCAGAGGAAGCUUUUGCGAUAUUUGCCUCUGAUCUUAGAGAAGACGGGCUAAGAUCCUUGACCGACAUACUUGAUACGCCUGAAAAUCUUGAAGGACAGAAUCAGCUCUUCAAUCAGGGCGGGGAGGAGGAGGAAGCCGGCUCCGACGCUGAAAUGGAGGACGUAGAAGAAGCGUCGGAUGUGGAAAUGGUUGAUGGAAAAUUAGUGAGGUCUGGCGAAGCUGAUGGAGAGGCAUCUGACGUGGGAUCCGAUGAUGGUUCCGACGAAGAAGCGGAAACCACUUCCACCGACUCCGACUCUGACGACUCUGACGACUCUGAUGUUGAUGACAGAGACGACGAAGAGCUAGCACGAUUUGACGACCUCUUGGCGCAAACACUCAAGACCUCCAAGCCUACCCUGGAUGGCGGAGCCUCAGAUGACACUUCCGACGAGGACAUGGACGACGAGCAGAUGAUGGCUCUGGAUCCCCACCUGACUAAGAUUUUCCAAGAAAGGAGGAAGAUCACCAGCAAGAAGGGCGAGCGCAAAGAUGCCAAACAGACAGUCGUCCAGUUCAAGUCACGUGUUCUGGACCUACUAGCCAUCUUCAUGGAGAAGCAGUACUCGAAUCCCCUCACCCUCACCGUCAUUCUGCCUCUACUAAGGAGGAUCCGAGCAGGAGGCAACAAGCAACUAAUGAACAAGAGCUACGGCAUCCUCAAAACCUACACCACCGCACGAUCCCAUCACAAAGCUCCCUCGCAAUCAAUAGACAAGAGCUCCGGCAUCCUCAAAACCGACACAGCCGCACGAUCACAUCACAAAGCCCCCUUGCCGAAGCCAGAAAACGUCGACGAGGCCUGGGAGAUCCUCCAAGCUGUUCACGACGAGGCGAAGCUCGGAGGCGAAGCCACGCUGCAUGUGAAUGCGUGUGCCUCAGCAUCCAUCCACAUUGCGAAGGUUCUGGUCGGUCUGGACAGGGAGAAUUAUGCUAAGGUGGUGGAUGUGUAUGCUGAGACGCAGAAGGAGUGGUUUGCGGAGAAGACUCGGGUUCAGCCGGUGCUGUUUACGCAGUUUCUCAACUGGUCGAUAUCCUUGAAGCGGGGCAAUUGA